GGGAUGUUACAUUCCAAUUUUCAUUCUCUAAUUAGUAUAUACUACCAAAGAAAUUAAUUAAAGAAGCAAAAUGGCAAUUAGUACUCGUGCUAUUUUCGUGGCUACAAUUGUCAUAUGUUCAUUUUUGGCUGUUUGUGAAGGUGAGAUAUUGUUCUCUACCCUCAAGAAAUCUCUUGAAGUGAAGGCUGACCACAAAGCAGGAGUAUUGAUGGCCGGGGAGGACGCGCUGACGCUCAAGUGGUCCUUGAACAAUACACUCCCAGCAGGGUCAGAUUCAGGCUACAAGUCAGUAAAAUUGGAGCUGUGUUACGCUCCCAUAAGCCAAAAAGACCGUGCGUGGAGGAAAACAGAAGACCACCUUAAAAAGGACAAAACUUGUCAAUUCAAAAUUGCAACGGUACCAUACAAAUCGUCAAACAACAAUUACAAUUGGACAAUCAAGAGGGAUAUCCCAACAGCUACUUACUUUGUUAGAGCUUAUGUUUUGAAUGGUAAUGGUGAAGAAAUUGGUUAUGGACAAAACACUGAUGACAAAAAAGUAGACAACCUUUUCAGCAUUCAAGCAAUUAGCGGACGACAUGCUACUUUGGAUAUUUGUUCUGUUGUCUUCUCUGCUUUCUCUGUUGUCUCUCUCUUUGCAUUUUUCUACAUGGAAAAGAGAAAGGCCAGGGCAGGUAAGUGAUGAUCGUGACGAUGACGAUGACGAUGAUGGAUCUACAUUUGUGUGACUAUGCGUAAGGAAAUUAAAUAAUCUCCUUUUUAUUUUCGAUGUAUCGUAGACUUUUAUAUAUAUUUAUAUAUAUGUAUAAGAUAAUGUAUUAAUUAAGUUUAAUACUGAGUUUGAUGACUCAUCAUGUGUCAUGCGUGACAUUGUAUUAAUUGCCUUCUUGUUUAAAUUUAAACUCUGUACUUUUAUUUGAUGAUGGAAGUUUGUUUUAUCAGUUUUUUA
Solanum pennellii is the source of this 949-nucleotide messenger RNA. RefSeq names its product high-affinity nitrate transporter 3.2-like. Gene Ontology annotation, molecular function: nitrate transmembrane transporter activity. The record is from RefSeq and is a predicted model, not a curated record. NCBI's taxonomy places the organism in Eukaryota, Viridiplantae, Streptophyta, Magnoliopsida, Solanales, Solanaceae. Gene Ontology annotation, cellular component: plasma membrane. The coding region runs from base 71 to 682 and encodes 203 amino acids. The transcript is spliced from 2 exons. Gene Ontology annotation, biological process: nitrate transmembrane transport; response to nitrate.